This is a messenger RNA of Paramecium tetraurelia, 888 nucleotides long. RefSeq lists its product as uncharacterized. NCBI's taxonomy places the organism in Eukaryota, Ciliophora, Oligohymenophorea, Peniculida, Parameciidae. The transcript is spliced from 4 exons. Gene Ontology annotation, molecular function: calcium ion binding. The record is from RefSeq and is a predicted model, not a curated record.
AUGUAAAUAUUACCACCAGCAGAAAGAGUGCUACAUUUCUAAGAAACAAAGAGCUGGUUCAAUUCGAGACAUCCCUCUAAAGUAAAGGAGAAAUAUAGGAAAACAGAGAAGGAGUUAUUCGAUGAUGAAAUAGUCACAGAAACAUUCCAUUUGAUUGACAGAGAUCACUCAAGUAUAUUGCAUUAGUAUAAAUUGUAAGAUACAAUUGAGAUGGAUGAACUGUACUCCAUGUUGAAAAAGAACAAUUAUCCUGUGAAUUUGGGGCUUCUGAAGGCCUUCUUCGAAAUGACUGAUCGCGAUGGCAAUAAAUGCAUUGAUUUGGAUGAGUUCAAAUAUGUUAUAAAGGACGAGGGAACUUCUCAAACAUUUAGAUCAUUGAUGAGGAAGAUGAGAGAAAUAGGAGAAGAGAAUUAUUAUUCCACUGAUUUUGUAAAUUUACUGAGAUAUUUGUCUUAUUGUGCCAACCGAACUGAUCUGAUAUGGCAAAUAAAAAAUACGCGUCUUUCAUUCGAAUAAAGAUCUAAGUUAGUGUCUGAGUUGUUUAAAGUCAAUUAGCAAUUUACAAAGAUAUCAAAUCCAAAGGAAGAAUAAAAAUGCACAUUGAGACCUUUCAUGAAAACCAAGGGCCAAGAUGAAAUUAAGUACCUCACUCCCAUCAACAAAAAGCCCCGUAUCAUAACAAACCUGUCAACAAAAACUAGAAUAAGCACCAGCAAUCAAAAUUCAAUAUUAUCCUUCGAUAUAAAUAGUAUUUCAUCACCCAGAUUAUCUCCGUUAAAAACAGACAGAUAUGUAUUUAAAAAGAAAAUGAGUUUAACCACUACUCCAUCCACUAAAACAACUUUGUAUUCAACCAAAUCCACAUAAAAGAUAAAUAAUAAGUUUUGA